Chelonia mydas (Green sea turtle) is the source of this 867-nucleotide messenger RNA. It is a transcript of the gene NXPE1, whose product is annotated as neurexophilin and PC-esterase domain family member 1. The record is from RefSeq and is a predicted model, not a curated record. NCBI's taxonomy places the organism in Eukaryota, Metazoa, Chordata, Testudines, Cheloniidae.
AUGAACUGUCACAGAGAAGCUUGGAAGCAAAAGAAAGGAAUAUGGAGCAGAUUUGUUAGAGCAAAGAUAUAUUUCUUUAAACUCCAGGCUGGAGUGUCUGAACACAUUGACGAUUAUAACAUGGUUAAUUUCACUUGAUUUUGGGAGGGCAGAGUUGCAGUUUCCCUCUUGCUCAUCCAUCCCCAGUAAAGGACAGUUUCUGCCCUGCAGAGAGCAUGGAAGAAAGCGUAUGAAAAAAUACCUUUCGUGGUCCUGAUUGGUGGUGGAACGUUGGCUGUUCACACUGAAUGUGGUCUUAAUCUAACUACAAAGGCUGAAUUAUGUCAAUGGCUAGACCAAAGAGAUCAAGAGGCGUUCUACUGUAUUAAACCUGACAAUGUGUCCUGUGUGGCUUUUACCUACCUGAAGACAAAUCGUGGGCACCCUUUUGUGUGUGUUUCUCAUUCUUUUUCAUAAAAAGAUGACUCCAUCACACAUGAAAUCAACAGGUUAGUGGGAUAGAAAGACACGGCCACAACGCUGGGCCUGCACUUUAGACCCUUCCCUAUUGAUGCUUUCAUCAGGAGGGUGAUCAGCGUUCACAAAGCCAUCUCACACCUUUUACUUAAAUGCCCAGACACAAAAGUAAUCAUCAAAGCAGAAAAUAUCAGGGAGAUGCACAUAGACAGGGAGCAAUUCGGUGACAUUCAUGAAUAUGUCCAAUAUAUGGCAAUGACAGACAUUUUUCAGGGCCUUAAGGUGGGUAUCAUUAAUGCCUGGUCUAUGACUAUAGCAUAUGCCAAAAUUCACCCACCAGAUCAUGUGGUUGGAAACCAAAUCAAUGUGUUUUUUUAUGUACAUGUGUUAGCUGCUAUUUAUCUAAAAUGA